Messenger RNA from Meloidogyne enterolobii, 414 nucleotides. Lineage: Eukaryota; Metazoa; Nematoda; Chromadorea; Rhabditida; Meloidogynidae. The record is from the annotation of a GenBank genome assembly.
AUGAAUGAUGCAAUGAGUUUAUUUAUUCAUCGAUUGUGGAAAGAUUAUUAUGUCCAGAAUUUGCCGUUAAAUAAAAAUUGUAAAGUUGUGGAUGUGGCGGGAGGUACUGGGGAUAUUGCUUUUCGAAUUGCUGAAAGGAUGGGGGCAAAUGGGAAUGGCGCUGUUACUAUUGUGGAUAUUAAUGAGAAUAUGUUAGAAGUAGGAAAGCUUCGAGUACCUCCAAAUUAUGCUAGCCAUUUAAAUUGGGUUACAGCUAAUGCAGAAUCUCUUCCUUUUGAGGACAAUUCUUUUGAUAUUUACACAAUAGCUUUUGGAAUAAGAAAUUGUACACAUCCAGAGAAAGUUUUGAAUGAAGCUUUUCGAGUGUUAAAACCUAGAGGUUUUUUUUUAAUUUUUUGUUUAAGAAAUGGGUAA